AUGCAUACAUCCGGACAGCAAAGGUUUUUCCCAGAAGGUUGGGCAAUGAGAGUAAAUAUACAUGGAAAAACAAAUGAUAUUGUUACUUCGUCCAACCCUAGCAAAGUAAAUGAUGUUUCUGAGAUUUUCAGUGAGUACAAUAACUCAAAACGAUGUACUCAGGCAGUUGAUCGAAUAAUUGAAAGUAUUCAACAAAGGCGAAGAAUAACCCAGAGGACUGGAAAUAAUCAAGACAAACCGAUCACAUACAACCACGCUCAACCAACGUUUUCGAAUUCUCAAUCUUGUCACCAUAGAUUACCAAGUGAAUUUGUUCAACGGUCACGUGUUCAACAAAUAAUCGAUGAUUUUCUUCACAAAGCCAGAAAACGAGGACUAGGUGGCCGAACGUCUAAAGAAAGAAACAACCCUCCAGAGGAAAUCCAGUGUUAUCCAGUUAGUCGUCAAUCAUAUAAGCCUAGAGAGGGGAAAGAAAUCAGUCUUAGGAUUUAUUCACCAGGUUUUAGUAUUCGAUCGGACUCACCAGAUUUAUUUGAUAUACAAAGAAAUAAAGUCAAUUCAGAAAAUGAUCUAAAACAACCAGUGAAUACAAUUGAUAAAGAAACAAGUUUUGGAUUGUUUGAUCAUCUUCAUGAAAUCCAUUUUCCGAAGUCAGAUUACGACGAAAUAAUUCAGCCUUCUGACUCGUAUUUUUCCCAGUACUCCCGAAAAAUGCAACAAUCUCCUAGAAUGGUAGAAUUCCCAUUAUUUCCAAAUAAUAACUCAACCAAUAAUUUCUCAGUUAUCAACAACAGAAGUGCCCAUGCCAUGGAAAGCAAAAUUAUACCUACAAAUGUAUAUCAUAAUAGACCGCGUAUUUUAUCCCAAAAUCAAUUUAAUCAAUAUGAAGAGCAAGAACUUAGAUCUUAUGAUAUUGGAUUGUGUAAAAACUGUCAAAUGCUGUACAGUAAACAGACAAAUACAAACCUUCAAAUUGAUAAUAUUUUAAAUUUUAGUCCAAAUUUUUUUCAAAACACUCAGAAAUCUAAUUCUACCAACAAGUCUUCAAAAGAUAAUUGGAAGUUUAAUUUCGCUAGUCAACCAUAUAAUGUAAAUAAUUUAAAUUUUUAUCCAAUAGAAACGAACAGAGAUGAAUUUCAGGAUUUUUUAGAUGACUGUAAAUCCAGACAUUGUAUGACAACAGACUUUGAACAAUUCAGUGGACACAAUAAUUGCUGUAUGAAUAAUUAUUUCGAAAAUUUAGAGAGUGAUCAAGUUUUUCAACAUAAUUUUCAUAAAUUGACAAGUAAAUUUAAAAAAGCUCAUGCUCAUACACUCAAACAUCAUGAGUCUUCAGCAGAGUUUAAAUUAGUGUUUCCUUUCAAAGUAAUCAAUACUGAAUGUAAUAAGUUAAAUGAAACUUAUAUAUGUAAUCAAGAUAAUCAAAAUCGGGAUAUUGUCAAACAUUUCCCAAACGAACAAAAGAAUGACUUUAUUUACAAUAAAAACGUUAACGCUCUUAAGCACGUAGAUUAUUCAAAGAGUGAUCUAAAUUUGGAACAAGAAGAAAAGAUUCAUUUAUUAGGUUUAUCCUAUUUACCUGAUAAAAUAAACAAUCUAAAAUCUGCUAAGACAUCAACAGUAUCAACUCAAACAUAUUCAACAGUUGAAGGAUGUGAAGAUACAUUUUGUAUCCCAUAUAGAAAACAAAAUUCUAACAUGGAAAAGACAUAUUGCACAAAAUGUCUAAAUGGUUCAAAGUUUAAACGUGAGACUCCACCAACAGAGAAAACAAACACUCAUGAUGAGUCGAUUAUUACGAGUGACUUCAUCACUAAACAACUGCCGAUACUAUCAUCUACGAAAAACCACAUUUACAAACCACUAGCUACAUCGACACCCUCUGGUGGAGGGGCGGUUGAUGACAAUAAAAAAAUUGAUGAGAAUAGAUCUACAAUGAAAACUAAACAAUUAACAGAUGCUUAUUACAGUUUUCAGAUACCUAGAAAAAUUACAAGAGAUAUAUCUUCUGACACCAUUAUGAACAAUACGGAUGAAAGUGAAUCAUUCCUAAUUUUAAAUUUAUUAAAAUCAGCAGGUAGAAGUAUCUCAUUUGAAAAUAUUGAUUAUAUUAAUAAUGAAGAAUAA
Molecule: messenger RNA, 2127 nt
Organism: Schistosoma mattheei
Lineage: Eukaryota; Metazoa; Platyhelminthes; Trematoda; Strigeidida; Schistosomatidae
Source: the annotation of a GenBank genome assembly